Messenger RNA from Tachyglossus aculeatus (Australian echidna), 3539 nucleotides. RefSeq names its product zinc finger and BTB domain containing 46 (gene ZBTB46). Gene Ontology annotation, molecular function: RNA polymerase II cis-regulatory region sequence-specific DNA binding; DNA-binding transcription factor activity, RNA polymerase II-specific; protein binding. Gene Ontology annotation, biological process: regulation of transcription by RNA polymerase II. NCBI's taxonomy places the organism in Eukaryota, Metazoa, Chordata, Mammalia, Monotremata, Tachyglossidae. Bases 238 to 2094 code for a protein of 618 amino acids. The record is from RefSeq and is a predicted model, not a curated record. The transcript is spliced from 7 exons.
GGACCCCGCCACCGCCACCCGGGAGGCUCCGGGGGCACCGAGGACUGGGCAUCCCCGCCCCCCGAUGGGGUAACAGGACAUUUUGAAGAAUUCUUCAAAGCAUACUCCCUGAAACAUUUUCCCUAGUGCAUUAAAACAUGUAUUGUACUACUGUGACUCGUUGGGACAGCUACCUAUACUAAACGAGAUCAUUUUCAACAUUUGCAUUUAUAGAAGAGGAAACACAAAGAUUUCCAAAUGAAUAACCGAAAGGAAGAUAUGGAGAUUGCCUCCCAUUACCGUCAUCUGCUUCGUGAGCUCAAUGAGCAGAGACAGCAUGGCAUCCUCUGUGAUGUGUGCAUCAUAGUGGAAGGGAAAAUCUUUAAAGCUCAUAAAAACGUUUUGCUUGGGAGCAGCCGCUACUUCAAAACACUGUACUGCCAGGUACAGAAGACAUCUGACCAGGCUACAGUAACUCACUUAGACAUUGUCACUGCACAGGGCUUUAAAGCUAUCAUUGACUUCAUGUACUCUGCUCACCUUGCGUUGACCAGCAGAAAUGUCAUUGAGGUGAUGUCAGCGGCUAGUUAUCUCCAGAUGACGGAUAUUGUCCAAGCUUGUCAUAAUUUCAUAAAAGCAGCUCUUGACAUAAGCAUAAAGUCGGAUGCAUCGGAUGAACUUGCUGACUAUGAAAUCGGUGCUCCCUCCAGUAGUAGUACUGAUGCUUUGAUUUCCGCAGUGGUGGCUGGUAGGAGCAUCUCUCCCUGGUUAGCUCGGCGAACAAGUCCAGCAAAUUCCUCUGGAGACUCAGCCAUUGCCAGUUGUCACGAAGGAGGAAGCAGCUAUGGGAAAGAGGAUCAGGAACCAAAAACAGAGAGUCACGAUGAUAUUUCAUCACAGUCUCUGUGGGCUAGUGACAUAGGCUAUGGGUCCUUACGUAUCAAAGAGGAGCAGACCUCACCGUCGCAUUAUGGAGGGAGCGAAUUGCGUUCUGCAAAGGAUAAUACAAUUCAGAACACUUUCCCCGAACAAGGUGCGGGGGAUGGCUGGCAGCCCACAGGCCGCAGGAAGAAUCGGAAAAAUAAAGAGACCGUGCGUCAUAUUACACAGCAAGUAGAAGAUGACAGCCGGCCAAGUUCUCCAAUGCCAUCUUUCUUGUCUGCUUCUGGCUGGCCAUAUAACAGUCGGGAUCCUAAUGCUGAUGUGACGGUGACAGAACCCAGCAGCUCUGAUAGCCGGGGGGAGAGAGCGGACCUCUAUGCAAAUGCUGAUGAGGCACUCAUAGGAGGAGAAGCUAGUUACCUAUCUCAACCCCUAACUCCAGAGAAGGACGAUGCACUUCACCAGGCUACAACGGUUGCUAAUUUGCGCGCUGCCCUCAUGAGUAAGAACAGCCUGCUGUCUCUCAAAGCCGAUAUGCUGGGAGAUGAUAGCUCUCUACUGUUUGAGUACUUGCCCAAAGGCACCCAUUCAUUAUCUCCCUUGUCAGCACUGGCUAUGGGCCUUAGUCCUGGAUCGGAAUUUGAACCCACAACCUUCAGGCCCGGAUUAAACGAAUUCACGGUGAUUAGAAAGAAAUUCAAGUGCCCAUAUUGCAGUUUCUCAGCCAUGCAUCAGUGUAUCUUGAAGAGACACAUGCGAUCCCAUACAGGAGAGAGGCCCUAUCCUUGUGAGAUAUGUGGGAAAAAAUUCACAAGAAGGGAACAUAUGAAACGCCACACCUUGGUCCACAGUAAAGAUAAAAAGUACGUGUGCAAAGUGUGUAACCGAGUAUUCAUGUCCGCCGCCAGCGUGGGAAUCAAGCACGGCUCCCGCCGUCACGGAGUGUGUGCCGACUGCUCGGGCCGGGGCAUGGCCGGCCACCUGGAUCAGAAUGGAGGGGAGGGGUCUCCGGAUGAGCUGUACCCUGGUGAGGGUCACUACAUGGAGGAUCCCGAUGACAUCAAAGUGGAGGGCGAUGAGGAGAUGGGUGAUGACGACGACAUCAAGUGGAAAGAGGAUGUCGGCAUCUCACAGGAUGAUGUGAUUUUAGAAGAUGACAAAGAGGACGUCGACUCUCCGCAAGAGCAUGAGAACUCUGGAGAAAAUGACAAAGAUUUUACCUGGAUUUCUUAGGGAAUUGUUUAUUCGUGUGGGGGGAGGGAAGGGAAAGAAAGAGAGUGUGGAAAAGCAAAGUAGCCUUGUCGUUGUCCAUAUGUGUAAGUUUUGUUUUUUCGUUUGUUUGAUUUAAGCAAAUGUAAGUCCUUGAACUGUUCCAUUCAGCUAUUAGUAAUGCCACUUUGAGUGGCCACUGUUAUUUCCCUUGAAUCUUUCCUCACCCCUGCUCCCUUGCCCCGGUCCAAUCUGCCUUUGCCUCUUUGUGAGUGCGGAUCAGAUUGCAUGCAAGUGACUUACUUUCUCAAGGGUGAGCACUAUAAAUGGAGUGAGAAAUCAGGAGAGGGAGACUGUAAAAAGUGUGUGUUCCUUUUCUAAACUUUCCCCACCCCGUAUCAGCCACCAGAGUAUGAACCUAGUUCAAAAUCAUAACUAACUAAAAAUUCCCAGCAGCAGUGAACUUGCCCAUCAGUACCACGUAAACAAUCCGAUCUGUGUAUUUGGAGGGCGUCCCCAACCUGAAACACCGCUCCCCGUUCUGCAAAGGGGAAACAUACGCAUUGCUGUUGUUUGGAGGGGGGCGGGGGUUAAUUAUUUUUAAAUGACAUUUUUUGUAUAGGUCCGAGGCAGACGAAGCUGCUUCCUGAAACGGUGUCCUGCCCUCCUGAAGCCCACGGAGUCGGGUAUCAGAAGCUGGAACAAUCUGAGGAGCUCUUUGCCCCAUCGGGCUUUUCUUUCACACCAGCUUAUUGAUCCUGCCCGAUUCUGUUCCCUAGAGGGUCGGUGUUCCCAGGGCAUAGCGGAUUGCUUUUCACAUCAUGGCGUUUGGUCCCAUUGGCUCCCGUGGGCGGUCACCCUUCGCCGCCACGUCUUCUGCCCUCCUUGCUAUAGGUAUAUGCAAACUCUUAUCUUUGGAAGGCACUUCCCACAUUUAAAAUAAGAAUGAUGGGAAUGCCGGAACCGAGGCAUUAUAUUCUUCAUUGCCAAGCUAAACAUUCCUCUUUUAUUUGUUUCUUAAAAGAGCUGACCCCUAUUUAUAUUAAUCAAGGAGCCCCAUAUCUUAAACAGAUCGGUUCAUAUAAAACUUUCUCCCUUCUCGUCACACCUCCCACCCUCAACUACUGGAGUUCUCCUCCCGAAGUUUUCCUCUGUACUCUACAGAAGUUGUCGUCACUGGGGUAAGCCAGGGAUGGUUGUCGGUUCACUCUGCUCAUAUUGGCCACUGCUGCCUUCCUCUGGCAACUUUUGAAAACAUGAAAGUGUCCUGUUUCGAAAGAGAGGCUCUCGUUGUACCUCUCACCUCUGUGCUUUGGUGCUUAAAACAAAAAUCCAAAAACCUCACUGUUUCCUUGCCAUGGAGCAGAUUUUUAUAAAGCAUGUCUGGUAAUAGGGUCGUCUUGAAACCUGCCACAAAAGUCUACCCUUUAAUCCGAUAAGCCAAAUGAUUAAAAGGUGCUAUAUUCCAU